CAAGAGGGAUCGGUGAAUUGCAAGAGUUACAGAUCUUAGAGGUGGUUGACAUCAGACGAACUAGUAGCAGAGCAAUUAAGGAAAUUAAGUGUAGUAACAGCAGAAGCCACCAUGCAAAAAUGUAGGGUACUUGCUGCAGCCAUUGAGACGCUAUCUUCCCUCUCUUCUCUUCGUGUAGAUGCUGGCGGGAGCUCUUUGAAGUGGCUACAUUCUGUUUCAUCUCCUCCCCACCUCUUGAGGACCCUUAAGUUGGUAGGAUGUCUUGGAGAAGAGAUUCCCUACUGGCUUGGAAGUCUAACGCAUUUAGUGAAGAUUCAGUUGGAGCAUAGCGGGCUAAAGGAUGGACGCAAAGUCAUGGAAUUACUAGGGGAACUGCCCAGGCUUAGGCUCCUUGGUCUUUCUGGGAUGUCUUAUGUUGGGGAGGAGCUAAUCUUCAGAGCACAAUUGUUCCAGAGUCUCACCAAACUAGAUAUUUCUGGCCUUGAGCAACUGAGGGGGGUGAGAUUCGAGGAGGGCACCUCACCCUGCAUACAAAGGAUAGAAAUUGGUCGUUGUUGUUUGCAAUCUGGGAUAAUUGGUAUCAAGCAUCUUCCAAUGCUCAGGAGUAUUUCACUUGGUCAAGGUUGUCAAGUGGCAAAGCUUGAUGAGCUGCAAGGGGAGGUGGAAGCACACCCCAACCAUCCUGUGCUGCAGCUGCUGUUUGACAGGAGGUACCACGACCUGGGUGAUGUUGCAGAAUGCUCGAAUGCUGUACAAGUGCAAGAAGCAACGGGGGAAUCAUCUCAUUUUCUCGAGCCUGCGGCAGUGGAAGAGAACUCCUCUCAGGGGAUCGACAGGUCAGCUAAUUUUCUUUUUCUGUCAGUAGCAAUAGCUGGUUAUCAAUUAAACUGA
Molecule: messenger RNA, 891 nt
Organism: Aegilops tauschii subsp. strangulata
Lineage: Eukaryota; Viridiplantae; Streptophyta; Magnoliopsida; Poales; Poaceae
Source: RefSeq, a predicted model, not a curated record